UGCCAAACCAUUACCUUUUUUUCCCAAUUUCUAGGGUUUCUCUGCUUUCAUUACCAAAUCGAUUCAAUUUUGAGAUCGAUAAAGAUCGUCUUCUAAUUGACUCGACGAAAUAUGGCGACAGCAUCUGUGGCAUUUAAGUCUAGGGAGGAUCACCGGAAGCAAAUUGAAUUAGAAGAAGCGCGUAAAGCUGGGCUUGCUCCUGCCGAGGUUGAUGAGGAUGGAAAAGAAAUCAAUCCUCAUAUACCUCAGUACAUGUCCUCGGCACCAUGGUAUCUCAAUUCUGAAAAGCCGAGUUUAAAACAUCAAAGAAAGUGGAAGUCCGACCCCAAUUACACAAAGUCAUGGUAUGACAGAGGCGCGAAAAUUUUCCAUGCUGAAAAAUACCGCAAAGGUGCAUGCGCUAACUGUGGAGCAAUGACACAUGAUGCCAAGUCAUGCAUGGAACGUCCUCGAAAAAUGGGAGCAAGGUGGACAAACAUAAACAUUGCACCUGAUGAAAAAAUUGAGACCUUUGAGCUUGAUUACGAUGGGAAGAGAGACCGUUGGAAUGGCUAUGAUACAUCAACCUAUGCCCGAAUUGUUGAAAGAUAUGAAGCCAGGGAUGAAGCACGGAGGAAAUUUUUGAAGGAGCAGCAAUUUAAGAAAUUAGAGGAGAAAAAUAAUAACCAGAGUAGUGAGGAUGGGCUCAGUGAUGGGGACGAUGAUGACGAUGAUUUAAGGGUAGAUGAAGCCAAAGUUGAUGAGAGCAAGCAAAUGGAUUUUGCAAAGGUUGAAAAACGUGUACGUACAACAGGUGGUGGGAGCACAGGAACUGUAAGGAAUUUGCGAAUUCGGGAGGAUACAGCAAAGUACCUCUUAAAUCUGGAUGUUAAUUCGGCACACUAUGAUCCUAAAACUCGAUCCAUGCGUGAAGAUCCACUUCCUGAUGCAGAUCCAAAUGAGAAAUUUUAUGAAGGGGAUAACCAAUACAGAAAUAGUGGUCAAGCUUUGGAGUUUAAGGAGCUCAACAUCCAUUCUUGGGAAGCAUUUGAUAAGGGACAAGACAUUCACAUGCAAGCUGCUCCUUCCCAAGCUGAAUUGCUGUAUAAGAAUUAUAAGGUCAUAAAGGAGAAGUUGAAGUCUAAAACAAAGGACACAAUUAUGGAAAAAUAUGGCAAUGCAGCUGCUGAGGAAGAACUUCCAAGAGAGCUGCUUUUGGGACAAAGUGAAAGAGAAGUUGAAUAUGAUCGUACUGGCCGGAUAAUAAAGGGACAGGAGACAGCACUUCCGAAGAGCAAAUAUGAAGAGGACGUUUAUAUUAAUAAUCACACUAGUGUUUGGGGUUCGUGGUGGAAGGAUCAUCAGUGGGGGUAUAAAUGCUGCAAGCAAGUGAUACGUAACAGCUAUUGCACAGGUGCAGCUGGAAUUGAGGCUGCAGAGGCUGCAACAGACCUCAUGAAGGCCAAUAUUGCCCGUAAAGAGGCCAAUGAAGAGCAUGUACCAGUGGAGGAGAAAAGGCAUGUCACUUGGGGGACUGAUGUUCCAGAGGAUUUGGUUUUGGAUGAGAAAUUACUUGCUGAUGCACUCAAGAAGGAGGACGAAAGGAGGAGAGAGGAGAAAGAUGAGAGAAAGAGGAAAUACAAUGUCAGAUGGAAUGAUGAGGUUACUCCCGAGGAUAUGGAGGCAUAUAGGAUGAAGAAAGUGCAUCAUGAUGAUCCCAUGAGGGAUUUCCUGCACUAAGUUGACAUGUGCAAACAGAAUUCCGUAUGGAGUCCAUCUCUGAACUGGAAAGCUCUGGGGCUAUAAAAAUACUAUGGAGCCUUGAUGAUCUGGAUUGAAAAGCUUGGAGUGUUUCCAUUUGCUGUUGUAAGGAUUCGAUGGUAGUAUAUUUUUAGGAUCUUGCUGGUUGUAUCAUGAAAUGUUGGAGAAUUUCUCUCUUUCUAAAUGUCAGCAAACAAUGAUAUGCUACUCUAAAUUACUUCCAAUGUAUCUUAUAUAGGCGAAAUCCAUGCAGUUGUGCUUAAAUA
Messenger RNA from Pistacia vera, 2006 nucleotides. Its product is annotated as pre-mRNA-splicing factor SLU7-A. Lineage: Eukaryota; Viridiplantae; Streptophyta; Magnoliopsida; Sapindales; Anacardiaceae. Gene Ontology annotation, molecular function: pre-mRNA 3'-splice site binding. Gene Ontology annotation, biological process: mRNA splicing, via spliceosome. Gene Ontology annotation, cellular component: spliceosomal complex. The transcript has 10 exons. The record is from RefSeq and is a predicted model, not a curated record. Bases 112 to 1719 code for a protein of 535 amino acids.